AUGGGAAUGGAUUCGAGUAUUCCAAGAGACACAUCCUUUACUAAUCUUUUAGAAGAUAGUUAUGAUGAAUAUAUGUCAGGAUCUUCACAUAUAAGUGGUGAAGAUAGUAUUCCACAAACUCUAGCAUUUAGUCAAAUGUCUCUACCCCAAGUUGAAUCCGCAGCUAAGAAAUUACAACGUGGUAGCAACUUCUCCAUACAAGAAGACGUGCUUCUUGUGUCUGCAUUUCUCAAUGUCAACCAAGAUGUAGUGCAAAGCACUAACCAAAAACGCACAACAUAUUGGUCAAGAAUUUGGGAGUAUUACCACCAGUGGAAAACCUUCACUUCUGAGCGUAUGGUGGGUUCUCUAACGAACCGAUGGUCAACGAUUCAACUUUGCACCAAUAAGUUUUGUGGGUGUUUGGCACAAAUUGAAUCAAAGAAUGAAAAUGGUAAGACUGAUGAAGAUAAGGUUUCAAUUGUAAACUUGGAGAGACCACCAGGGGUGAAGACCGAAAAAGAAAGAUUGAAGAAACAAAAAUGCAAAGAAGGCAUGACUUUACACAUAGAAGACAUAUUGAAUGUCACGAUGGAAGAAAGAAGAAAAACAAAUGAGAUGAAAAUGACUUGUAUUAAGAAAGGAUGUCUUGCAGAACAGGAGCAUGAGAUAGCACGAAUUCAACUUAAGGAUAAAAAACUUGAAAUAGUAAGAAUGAAAAUGGAAUUGGAUAUGAAAAGAUCAAAAGAGGAAUAUGAAAUGGAAAAAUUGAGAAUGGAAAAGCUGAAGGAGGACAAUGAAAUGGAGAAAUUAAGAAUGGAAAAGUUGAAGGAGGACAAUGAAAUGGAGAAAUUGAAAAUGAAUCAGAUGAAGGAAGAAAAAGAGCUUAUGAUGAUGGAUGUAAGUAUGUUGUCUUCAGUGCAGCAAGAAUAUAUUCAUCAAUGCCAAAUGGAAAUCCUUGAAAAACGAAGGUCUCGUUCUUAG
This is a messenger RNA of Quercus robur (English oak), 963 nucleotides long. RefSeq lists its product as uncharacterized. The transcript has 3 exons. Lineage: Eukaryota; Viridiplantae; Streptophyta; Magnoliopsida; Fagales; Fagaceae. Bases 1 to 963 code for a protein of 320 amino acids. The record is from RefSeq and is a predicted model, not a curated record.